CAAACGAGCUGCUCGAUCUGAUCAGAUAAUGGCAAUUCCUCUAAAAAUGCCAAUCAUAAAGAAAGUAAAGAUAGGUGCGUUCUGUUCCUCUCCUGAUGCACAAUCCCUCUCAAACAGGAAAGUUGGUAUGGCAGAAAGCUUUGAAGAGACCACAAAGCCAACUCUUGAUGCCAUGUGGCUUAAAUCAAGAAAUUGUACAGAUGAGGACAGAGAAUCUGCUAACCCCUUUGUGCUUCCUAAGGAUGUGGACAUCUUUGCAAAAAGAGAGUCUGACUCUGUCAUCGAGAAACAAGAGAAUAAGUUUUUUAAUAGGUUGCCAACAGAGCUGAAGAGCACCUUCCUGUCAAGGCUCAGGUCUCGCUCUGCCCCCCUGAGGAUUGUUGAAGAAUCCAUCUCAGAAACAGAUGAAUCCAUAAGAAACAACAACACAUGGGCCACUGUAGUCACUAAAGGCAGGACCGGAGUCACAUGGCACCACACAGUGUAUUGCAUUGUGCUGAAUAUUGUGGGUUUGAUGUAUACAACCACAUUUUAUAACGAUAUUCCCCAGGUCGUCGUCAAGAAAGGGAAAGUGUGAGGGACUACUUGGCAAAACAGAAAGAAAUGUUUAUGAUUCAGUAUUCUCUGUCAGUGAAACUUGACACUAUCAAACAUUUAGAGAAGGACAUGGUCGUAGAGAAAAAGAGAAACCAUAUUGCUGAAAAGCAUUUGGAGAAUGAUGCCAUUGCAUUUGAAAGAUUUAUCAAAGAAAAUGACCAGAAUUCAGUGGAAGCUGUUAAGUUGGCUGAGAAAGAAACACUUUUGAAAGUUGAGAGAACUACAGAAAUUAAGAAAGUCAUGGCAAAAAUGAUAUCAAUUAGAAGUGACAUAUCAAAAUACCAAGAAAUCCUGAAGGAAUACCAGAUUUACAAAAAGUUUCUGACCUCAGUCGCACCAGCAGAGUGGCGCAAAGAGCAAAAGCUGAAGAAAGAGAAGAGAGCGGUAGAGCAGUGGGGGAAACUGAAUAAAGAUAAACAGUCUUUAAAACAUGACAAGAAAGUAUGUCCGAACGGCAGACGGAAUUCCAAAGUGACUAAAAUUACACAGACAAGACAGAGCAAGAGUGGGAAGGAAUGCGCUGGAAGACAGGAAUCCAUCACAGAGAUGAUCGAGCCCUCAGACAGUGAUGAGGAGCCAGAGCUAUAUUUCACUGACCCAAGAGAAAUGUUACAUAUCAUAACUGACUUGGAGGAGCAGAAUUUAUCUUUCAUCCAGAAUUUCCAGGAGACUGAGGAAGCCAGGGACGAGAUCUGCAAAACUGUCCAGCUAACGCAAAACAAAACAGCCAAUGAGACCCAAGUCCUGCAGCAGCAGAUUGACAUCCUGAAUAACACAAUCCAGCGGGAGGAGGAGAAAAACUCUGAUCUGGAGCUCAAGUCCAAGAUCUUCUCCUAUGGCGAAUAUAGAGCUGAUAAACAGGAUCAUAUGCUUAAAAUCUUGCACAACAAGAUGAAGGAGGUGUUUAAGAUGUGUGGGGGGGAGGUGGGAACCAACAUCAGCACCCUUCACAUGCUGGCCAACACAGAGAGCCGGAUGGAGGAGGUCCUGGAGCGCUUGGACACGCUACCUUCAGAGAACGUGGAAGCUAUCCGAACAGCAAAGGAGAAGGAGAAGAGACUUAAGCGAGACAUUGAUUCCCUUCUAUAA
Molecule: messenger RNA, 1686 nt
Organism: Osmerus eperlanus (European smelt)
Lineage: Eukaryota; Metazoa; Chordata; Actinopteri; Osmeriformes; Osmeridae
Product: cilia- and flagella-associated protein 100-like
Exons: 14
Coding region: 604-1686 (360 amino acids)
Source: RefSeq, a predicted model, not a curated record